GGCUCCAAGGUCCUCUCACAAUGGCGGAGACGUCACUUUUCAUCCUUCCACCCGAGAUUCGUCUGCAAAUAUGGUCCUACCUUGUUCAACCGACGACAAUAUACCCUUGCGAGUGUGCCAUGAGAGACGAACAAUGUCAAGCCCACCGCCUGGGCGCCUGCUGCCACAACACCUCGACAUACCAGCACUGUGACAACCGCAUCCUUCGAGUCAGCCGUCAGAUCUUCGACGAAGUCCAGCCGAUGGCCAAGCGAGCGGAACGAGCGCGCCUCUUUGUGCUAUGCAACAAUCUCUGCCUCGACAAUUUCUUCAAGUCACUGGACAAAAGUGACUGGAGGUGGGUCAAACAUCUGAGGGUGGAUUUGUUCGUCGGUUGGGGCAAUGACAACCAGGACGACUGGUUCCUUUGCCAGAUGCACCGCUGGGCCAGGAGAUAUGUGGCCGGCACCUUGAACAAGUAUGAUCAUGGGCGGGAGGUAUCGAUCCAGCCGGCCGAAGAGGCCAGGGAGGACAAGAAUGGGAGGAGGACUCUGACUGUCGACAUCUACCUCUCAUGACACCCACAGGAUCUGGGCUGCCACUAUCCGGUGAGGGAGGGAGAUGUGGCAGGCUGUGGCCGAUGGUAGAUGCUGCUUACGCCUGGAUCUGGGUGGAACACCCGAAUAGCGCCGUGAGCUUCCGUGGCUCUUCGGUUACACCAUCGUAUCAGCCGCCCAACAGUUUUCGCCGCUCCAUUCUGGGCUGAUGGCAUGGAUCGGUCUGAGGAGGACGACGACAUCGGCGCGCGAUAAGCACGAACCUUGGUGUGUCAGCGAAAUGGCCCGGCAAAGAUAAAAGGCGCAGGCGAGGGCGCGGGAUCUCUUGGCAUUUCAUGCACGUGACCGAGCGCA
Cladophialophora immunda is the source of this 890-nucleotide messenger RNA. RefSeq lists its product as uncharacterized. NCBI's taxonomy places the organism in Eukaryota, Fungi, Ascomycota, Eurotiomycetes, Chaetothyriales, Herpotrichiellaceae. Bases 21 to 557 code for a protein of 178 amino acids. The record is from RefSeq and is a predicted model, not a curated record. The transcript has a single exon.